GUGCACUCUCGGUCAAGGGUAUAAAGAUACUCUAUCCGACUUUCAUUUUGGCGGAAUACAAAGAAAAGAAAAUAAAGCCAAUUCAUCAAUUAGCCAAACAUUCCAUUCAAAGUAUUGAUAUUCUUUUUCAAUCAGCCGUACCGAAAAUCUUUAACGCAUCAUGAGCAACACGAAUAUCACGCUUUUCGAGAACCCAGAUCUCUGCACACUAUCAACCUGCCCGCUUAGCCUAGCCAAUGUCGACUACGAUCCAUCUCUAUGGGGCAAUCUUUUACUUCUAGCACUCUUUGGUGCUGUUAUGAUUUGCCAAAUUGGCAUGGGCAUUCGCUAUAGAACAUGGAGUUAUCUCAUCGCUAUGACAGGGGGAUUGAUUCUUGAGGUUAUUGGAUAUGUUGCGCGAGUGCAAAUGCACUAUAAUCCUUUUACACAGAAUCCUUUCCUGAUGUACCUAGUUUGUCUGACCAUUGCGCCUGCAUUCCUAUCGGCAGCAAUUUACCUCUGCCUUUCCCGCAUUAUCAUCGCUUACGGGGAAUCGAUAUCCUAUUUCCGUCCCCGAACCUACACUGUUCUAUUUAUCACCUGCGACAUCAUUGCAUUGCUGCUGCAAGCUGCCGGUGGCGGAAUUGCCUCAAGCGCAAAUACGAAAAGCCUCACAGACAUAGGAAUUAACAUCAUGGUCGCUGGUGUAUCAUGGCAAGUAUUCAGUCUUGCAUUAUUUGGCGCGCUGUGUUGUGAUUUCGUCAUUCGAGUUCGCGGAGCCCCUCCAUCCAGUCUUAAUGUUCAGUUUGAAGAUCUUCGCAGAAGAAAGUCGUUUUAUUACUUUAUAUUUGCUCUGGUUGUGGCCACGGUCACGAUAUUCGUUCGUUCGGUUUUCCGCUGUGCUGAGCUUUCUGGUGGAUUCCAUGGCCCAUUGGCCAAUGAUGAAGUCACCUUCAUGGUUCUAGAAGGUGCAAUGAUUUCUAUUGCUGUUAUUGCAUUAACAGUAUUCCACCCAGGGUGGGUGUGGAAAGAACUAUGGAGCCAGGCCGUGUGGCAUUUGAGAUCUAGUAAUGACGGAGAUAUGGAGGAGAAGGGACCCUCUACUUAGCUAUGAUUUCACACAAAUAUUUUUCUUCAUGUUUAGAG
This is a messenger RNA of Talaromyces proteolyticus, 1125 nucleotides long. Its product is annotated as putative RTA1 domain protein. The coding region runs from base 161 to 1087 and encodes 308 amino acids. Lineage: Eukaryota; Fungi; Ascomycota; Eurotiomycetes; Eurotiales; Trichocomaceae. Gene Ontology annotation, cellular component: fungal-type vacuole; plasma membrane. The transcript is spliced from 2 exons. The record is from RefSeq and is a predicted model, not a curated record.